AUGGCAUCUUCCCAUCAACCUAUGAGCGAUAUGUCAAUGGAUGAGCAAACGCGGCAAAAACCAGCAUCAUACGUCAUCUCACCCGACAACAGGAGCUUCAUUCGCAAUCGUCAUUUUACCGUCUACCAACCCAGGUCACAGAGAUUACCAGCGCAAGAGGGAACACAAGCACAAGAGGAACCAGAAGAAUACUUUCAAGAUGACGCAGGAAAUCCCAUUUCUCCACUUUCUCAAGCUGAGGCCCAGCAUUUCUUCGAAAGUCAAGAUGGGAGCGACAGCAGUGAGGCAAUCAUAAGCAAUUCAAACGUUCGGAGCGACAGCAAACUCCAAAGCAAGCCUUCACCAACAACAAACCCAACAAUUCAACAUGUACCACAGCAUCACUUGAUAAUCGCGAUUUCGCCUUCGUUUGAAUCAGAUAGUUCGAACUUUUCACCCAGUGAUGGCAAUGACAGUUUGCCUUCCAAGGCUCAGCAAGAAGUGCGGAGAACUCCACUGUCCAUCCUCAAGAACAGCAGCGACAACAACCGUAGAGUCGGUAUCCCCAGUGCACGAGACGAUUACCUCGUGAAACUACAGUCAGAAAUAUCGUUGUUGCACCGAGAUGUUCUAGGAAUGAAAGAGUCAAUCGACACCUUGACCACAAACUUGGAGAAACAAAAGGCUGCACGUAUUCGAAAUUACAUGGUUUCCAAGUAUGGUCGCCACAACACGGAUAGUAGCUCCUCGGCCGAUUCCAGUAGUUUGAGUGGAUUGGAAAACAUCGAUGCUUUAAUGGAUGAGUGCUUGAACUCGGUUAGUGAAGCAAGCGAACGGAGUACAUCGCAGGCUGCAGGUGUUCGAAACCACAUGGUUUCCAAGUAUGGUAGUCACAAUGCGAUUAGUGGCUCCGCGGACGAUUCCAGUAGUUUAGCUGGGCCGGAAAGCAAUGACGCUUUGAUUGAUGAGUGCUUGAACUCGUUUAGUGAAGCAAGCGUACGCAGCAGCACAGCACAUGCCCAAGAUAUGAAGUCUCUGGAUCAAAGAGUAAUGCAACAAAACGAGCGCAACCAAAGACGACAUAGACAGCGUCAAAGAGAGGACCAAAGCCAAUCACCGAGUAUUACACCGACGAAUGCCCCAAGCCGACGAGAAGAAAUAAUGUCGCCCUGGGAAUCCAUCCGAACUCCUACCUCCCUCGUUUGGGAUGGUGACCAGCAUGUCCAACGAAAUCUUUUCUGGGCCGGGCAUAUCCCGUGUGUAAAAGCGAAAUUGAGAGGUGGCAAAGACAUGACAAAAGAUGACCGACAGAAGCAGAUCUUUCUGCUCUUGGUAGUUUGCCUAGCUUCAAUAGCUGUCUUAAUGAUCAUGACUGAUGCAAAAAGCCAGACUAGCAUAGGUCAAGUCCCACACAGUCGGCGGCCGCGUCGUUCAAGUAAGUUUUCCAAGAAGCUAACGAUCGAUGAACAAUCGAACUCAUGUCACAGCUUACAAGAGACAACAAAAGAUGGCUGCACACGUCACUGCAAUACGAACAAGCCCCAAAUCGCACAGGAGCUACUCCUAUGGAAGUCGUAUCGAGAAGGAAAGCACAGCCUUGACCCGUGGAAGGCUAUUGUCCUAUCUUUACGUGAACGAAACUCCAAUCCUUCAGCAGAGAACUAUAGUCCUCUCGUCAGCGAAUUCACGUUUUGGCUGUGA
Messenger RNA from Cylindrotheca closterium, 1680 nucleotides. Lineage: Eukaryota; Bacillariophyta; Bacillariophyceae; Bacillariales; Bacillariaceae. The record is from the annotation of a GenBank genome assembly.